Molecule: messenger RNA, 2007 nt
Organism: Striga hermonthica
Lineage: Eukaryota; Viridiplantae; Streptophyta; Magnoliopsida; Lamiales; Orobanchaceae
Source: the annotation of a GenBank genome assembly
AUGGGGCUGGGCCAACUCGCUUCACGAGCCCUCAUCAGAUCAACACGACUCGCCGCCACCAAACCCACUCACCUCGCCCGCCGCACCAUCAGCUCCACGCCGGACCUCCACAACGCCGAAGCCGCUGCCGCGGCGGCGCAGCCGGAACCAGAUCUCCCCAAGCGGAACCCGGUGGCCGGCGCUCGGGUUCACUUCCCCAACCCAGAUGACGCCAUCGAGGUGUUUGUUGAUGGGUACCCCGUGAAAAUCCCCAAGGGGAUGACAGUGCUGCAGGCUUGCGAGAUUGCUGGCGUGGAUAUCCCGCGGUUUUGCUAUCACAGCCGCCUCUCGAUCGCCGGAAACUGCCGCAUGUGCCUGGUUGAGGUUGAGAAAUCGCCCAAACCCGUGGCCUCGUGCGCCAUGCCUGCACUACCCGGAAUGAAGAUUAAGACUGAUACACCUCUAGCUAAGAAGGCAAGAGAGGGAGUGAUGGAGUUUCUUUUAAUGAAUCAUCCAUUGGACUGCCCAAUUUGUGAUCAGGGUGGGGAGUGUGAUCUUCAAGAUCAGUCCAUGGCGUUUGGUUCUGAUCGAGGGCGUUUUACUGAAACGAAGAGAUCAGUGGUUGACAAGAAUCUUGGGCCCCUGGUCAAAACGGUGAUGACUCGAUGCAUUCAGUGCACAAGGUGUGUAAGGUUUGCAACAGAAGUAGCUGGUGUUCAAGAUCUUGGAAUGUUGGGUCGUGGUAGUGGAGAGGAAAUUGGAACUUAUGUUGAACGGCUAAUGACAAGUGAAUUGUCUGGGAACGUGAUAGAUAUUUGUCCUGUAGGAGCCCUGACCUCAAAACCUUUUGCCUUUAAAGCCCGUAACUGGGAGCUGAAAGGAACUGAGAGCAUUGAUGUAACAGAUGCCGUUGGUUCUAAUAUUCGCAUUGAUAGUAGAGGUCCUGAAGUCAUGCGUGUUGUGCCUCGAUUGAAUGAGGAUUUCCUGAACAAGAUGGGGUCAAAUAACAUCUGGUGUGAAGGAAACGGUCCAAAUCCUAAUGCCGACCUGCGUUCUGGAUAUAUUAUGAACACUAGUAUAAGUAGUUUGGAGAAAGCUGAUGUUUUCCUUCUAGUUGGCACACAGCCAAGAGUAGAAGCUGCAAUGGUGAACGCGAGAAUCCGCAAAACCGUCCGGGCCACCAAUGCCAAAGUUGGCUACGUGGGCCCACCGGCCGACUUCAACUAUGACCACGAACACCUCGGCACGGGUCCGGACACGCUCUCCGAGCUCGCUGAGGGCCGCCACCCGUUCAGCUCUGUCCUCUCGAGUGCCAAGAACCCGGCCAUAAUCGUUGGGGCUGGAGUCUUCGAGCGCAAGGACAAGGAUGCCAUCUUCUCGACCCUCGAGAAAAUUGCCCGAAACUCAAACGCGAUCCGGCCCGACUGGAACGGGCUCAACACCCUUCUCCUCAACGCCGCGCAGGCUGCUGCCCUUGACCUCGGCCUCGUGCCGGAAUCCGGCAGCAGCGUCGAGACGGCCAAGUUCCUCUAUCUGAUGGGGGCAGACGAUGUCGACUUGGAGAAACUUCCAGAAGAUGCAUUUGUGGUGUACCAGGGCCACCAUGGGGACCGAGGCGUUUACCGGGCGAACGUGAUUCUCCCGGCUUCAGCCUUCAGCGAGAAAGAGGGCACUUACGUAAAUACAGAGGGGUGUGCCCAGACGACAAUACCUGCCGUGCCGACUGUUGGGGAUGCGAGGGACGAUUGGAAAAUUAUUAGGGCACUGUCUGAGGUAACUGGGGUCGAGCUAAUGUACAACACACUUAGUGAUGUGCGGAAUCGGAUGAGGACUGUGGCGCCUAACCUUGUGGUGGUUGACGAGAGGGAGCCGGCCGUGUUCUCGAGCUCGGCCCUGAGGCCCGAGGUGAAGGAGAAGAUGGAUAAUAAGGUGCCAUUUGGAGUUGCUGUCGAGAAUUUCUACAUGACCGAUUCCAUUACACGGGCGUCGAAGAUCAUGGCCCAGUGCAGCGCGUUGUUGAAGAAGUGA